AUGGCUCUUCACCCCCCGCCAGAGAGCGAGAAGCUCAUCUUCGCGCCCGCCGGGUCUCAGCAAAACACCCGCGCCGACCAGUUCACCCUCUCGGCCCUCCACCGGCGCGACCUGGACCCCUCGGGGUCGCCCAUCCCGCAGUUCAACGCCUGGUUCAGGGCCGCGCAGGAGUCCCACGCCGUCUCGCACCCGGAGACGUGCACGCUCUCCACGGCGUCCCUGCCCUCCGGCCGCGUCUCGGCGCGCAUGGUCUACCUCAAGGAGCUCGACGGCAAGGGCGGCUUCGUCGUGUACACCAACCUCGGCACCUCGCGCAAGGCCGCCGACCUAGCGACCAACAAGCACGCCUCGCUGGUCUUCUGGUGGGAGGCGCUCCAGCGGCAGGUCCGCGUCGAGGGCGUCGCCGGGCGUCUGAGCCCGGAGGAGAGCCAGGUGUACUACGACACGCGCGUCCGCGGGAGCAGGAUCGGCGCGUGGGCGAGCAGGCAGAGCCAGGUCCUCGAGCCCAAGCCGGACGUCGUCAGCGGCACAGAAGGCGAAGACGACGGGCGCGCGCAGCUGGAAGGCUGGGUUAAAGAGGUUGAGGAGCGGUUCGAUGGGCAGGAGAAGAUCCCGGUACCCGAGUUCUGGGGUGGUUUGAGGAUCGUGCCGGAUCGGAUUGAGUUCUGGCAGGGCCGGGAGAACCGGCUUCAUGAUCGGUUCGUGUACGACAAGGAGGAGGGCGAGGACGAUAAGUGGACGGUCAACAGGCUUAGUCCCUGA
This is a messenger RNA of Colletotrichum gloeosporioides, 762 nucleotides long. Its product is annotated as putative pyridoxamine 5'-phosphate oxidase. Lineage: Eukaryota; Fungi; Ascomycota; Sordariomycetes; Glomerellales; Glomerellaceae. Gene Ontology annotation, molecular function: pyridoxamine phosphate oxidase activity; FMN binding. Gene Ontology annotation, biological process: pyridoxine biosynthetic process. The record is from RefSeq and is a predicted model, not a curated record. The transcript has 2 exons. Bases 1 to 762 code for a protein of 253 amino acids.